UGGGGCGCUGCUGGACCAGAGCAGUCUUUUCUUGGCGGAUCUCGUUCAUCCUACAUGCGACCUGGAUGGAAAGGUACGGGUUCCACUGGUCAAGCUGGUACAAGUGGAUCAUACGGAGCAGGAGCGGGUAGCUUUGCUGCUGGUAGGUUUGCCCAAAGCGGGUUGGUUGGAAGUGCCGGACAAGGGCAACCGAGUGCUACUGGCCACAGUGCGUUCACUGGGUUUGGUGGAGCUAGCGGUCAAGGGCCAGCUGGGGCAGCUGAAGUAGUUGGUGGUCAAGGACAAACAGGUGGAGCUGGCAGUAGUGGAACGGCGGCAAGUGGUAAAGAAAAUCGUUGUCCUGGCGAAGGAGCUUCAACUGUUGUCUUUUUGAGUGGCACUUACAUCUUAAGUAACAAUGAUCCAAAACUGCAACAUAGAUGA
Messenger RNA from Anisakis simplex (herring worm), 423 nucleotides. NCBI's taxonomy places the organism in Eukaryota, Metazoa, Nematoda, Chromadorea, Rhabditida, Anisakidae. The record is from the annotation of a GenBank genome assembly.